Hermetia illucens (black soldier fly) is the source of this 339-nucleotide messenger RNA. RefSeq names its product neuropeptide-like protein 32. Bases 1 to 339 code for a protein of 112 amino acids. Lineage: Eukaryota; Metazoa; Arthropoda; Insecta; Diptera; Stratiomyidae. The transcript has a single exon. The record is from RefSeq and is a predicted model, not a curated record.
AUGAAAGUAACGUGGAUUUUUGGGUUUCUGCUAGUCCUUGUGGCUUUCACAGUAGCCCAAAGGGCUCCCGCAUUGACAGAAGACCAACAGGCAAACUUGGAGGAUUUACUCUCCGUCGAUGAGCAAGGACACGAAAAUGUUGCUGAUCGCACUGCAAGGCAGUGGGGCGGCGGACGUGGCGGCGGUGGAGGUGGACGCGGAUGGGGCGGUGGAGGUGGACGCGGAUGGGGCGGUGGCGGUGGAUGGGGCGGUGGCGGUGGAUGGGGAGGCGGUGGAGGUGGACGCGGAUGGGGCGGUGGCGGUGGAUGGGGAGGCGGUGGUUGGGGUAGACGUGGAUGA